This is a messenger RNA of Peromyscus maniculatus bairdii (prairie deer mouse), 861 nucleotides long. RefSeq names its product olfactory receptor 4K3-like. Gene Ontology annotation, biological process: G protein-coupled receptor signaling pathway. Gene Ontology annotation, molecular function: olfactory receptor activity; G protein-coupled receptor activity. Lineage: Eukaryota; Metazoa; Chordata; Mammalia; Rodentia; Cricetidae. The record is from RefSeq and is a predicted model, not a curated record. Gene Ontology annotation, cellular component: membrane.
UCUGUCUCUCUCAACCCAUUGGAGCACAGUGUACUAAAUGGAAGAAGCAAACCAGUCUGUGGUGUCUGACUUUAUUUUUCUGGGACUUUGUACCUCAAGAGGACUACAGAUCUUCUUCCUACUAUCAUUUUCUACCCUCUACCUGAUGACUCUGAUAGGCAAUCUCUUUGUCGUGAUAUUAAUCAUCACUGAUCAUCAUCUCCAUUCUCCCAUGUACUUUCUGUUAGCUAACCUCUCAUUUAUUGACUUCUGCCUUUCCUCAGUUACUACCCCCAAACUGAUCACAGACCUCCUAAUAGAUACUAAAACAAUUUCUUUUGGGGGGUGCAUGAGCCAGAUCCUCUGUGUGCAUUUAUUUGCAGGGGGUGAGAUGAUACUUCUUGCAUCGAUGGCCUAUGACCGAUAUGUGGCCAUCUGCAGGCCACUCCACUACACCAGCAUCAUGGACAGACAGAAGUGCAUCUGGCUUGUUUUGAUAUCAUGGAUCAUUGGAUUGGUGCAUUCCAUUAGUCAGCUGAUCCUGAUUUUGGAACUACCUUUCUGUGGACCUAGAGUAAUAGACAGCUUUUUCUGUGAUAUUCCUUUGGUGAUGAAAUUAGCCUGCACAGAUACUGAUUCUCUGGGAAUCUUGGUAAAUGCUGAGAGUGGUGUUUUAGCAACAACUUGUUUCAUUCUCUUGCUGAUAUCUUACACCUACAUUCUAUUAACUGUUCUGCUCCAGUCUAAAGAGGGCUCAUCAAAGGCACUCUCUACCUGUACAUCCCACAUCAUAGUGGUUGUGCUAUUCUUUGGGCCUGUCAUUUUCAUCUAUCUGUGGCCAGUCUACAUCACUUGGGUCAACAAGUUUCUUGCUGUGUUUUA